This is a messenger RNA of Symbiodinium sp. CCMP2456, 342 nucleotides long. The record is from the annotation of a GenBank genome assembly. Lineage: Eukaryota; Dinophyceae; Suessiales; Symbiodiniaceae.
AUGUUCCGUGUACUUGCGGCCCUGUCGAUGCUCAGCGUUGGCUGUGGCCUGGUGCUGACCGACAAAACCCAGCCUGCCGUGAUUGCCAGCGAGGACGACACGGUGGAGCUGGCGGCUGAGAAGGCCGACGAAAGCAAGACACGGAACCCAGUCCCUCCCUCUGGGCUGAGCAAGAAGGAUCAGGACGAUUUCCAAGAGACGAUGCUGGAUGAAGGCGAAGAAGAGAAAGAUGAAAAGGAUGAUACCACAGAGGCAAAAAUCAAACAGCAGGAGAAGGAGGCUGAUGUCACAAACACAAAGGACUCAGAUGAACCGAUGGAGCCCGCGGAGGGUGACGAGUGA